AUGCCUACAAUGUGGCUUUCAGACUCCCAGAAGAUUGGGGUUGCCUUUUGCUCCGGCGGAGGCUUCUUCCUGAUUGGAGGUGUUGGCCAUGGGAAACGUACGCUCAUCCAAACCAUCAACCACCGACCAACACUCACUCAUCCUCCACAGAUCUUGUUCCUAGCCGGUAUAACCCUACUCCUCGGAGUCCAACGAACAUUCCUCUUCUUCGCGCGUCGCCAAAAGAUCAAGGGCACGGCAGCCUUUGUCGCCGGCAUCAUUCUCAUCCUCCUUCGCUGGCCAUUGAUCGGAUUCCUCGUCGAGAUAUACGGCAUCUUUAUACUGUUCGGCGAGUUCUUCAAGACGAUAGCUGGUUUCGCGUACAACAUUCCUGUCGUAGGACCAUACCUUGCCAGGGGUCUUCAGAAGGCAGGAGAGAAGGCCGGGGAGGGAAACAAGAACAAGGAUCUGCCCGUCUAG
This is a messenger RNA of Aureobasidium uvarum, 459 nucleotides long. The record is from the annotation of a GenBank genome assembly. NCBI's taxonomy places the organism in Eukaryota, Fungi, Ascomycota, Dothideomycetes, Dothideales, Saccotheciaceae.